ACUAAUUGUUAGUCUGUGCAAAUCUGAUCGAGCGAAACGCUGCAAGUUGUAAAUCAAUACAUUUCGAUUUGUAUUUGGUUUAAUAUUGGUGGUUUGUGUGGUGUAUCGUGUGAUGGGUCGCUAGCGGCGCGGCGACAUGGCGGGCGGCGCCGAGGAGACGCUGGCCGCGCUGCUGCGCGAGGCGGAGGCGCUCAAGGCGCGCCUGGAGGAGGAGCGACAGAAGCUCAACGAUGUCACCCUGGCGUCGGUGGCGGAGCGGCUGGAGGCGGUGAACUUCCCCAACCUGAAGCCGCGGCGCGUGCUGAAGGGGCACCAGAGCAAGGUGCUGGCGGCGGACUGGGCGCCCGACAAGCGCCGCCUCGUGUCCUCCUCGCAGGACGGCAAGGUGAUCGUGUGGGACGCGUUCACGGCGAGCAAGGAGCAGACGUUCUCCAUGCCCAGCACGUGGGUGAUGGCGGCGGCGUACGCGCCCAGCGGCAACAUGGUGGCGGCGGGCGGGCUGGACAACAAGGUGACGGUGUGGGCGCUGGGCGAGGAGGGCGAGGGCGCGCGGCGCCGCACCGUGGCCACGGGCACGGCCUACAUGUCGUGCUGCGUGUUCGCGCACUCGGAGCGGCAGCUGCUGACGGGCGGCGGCGACGGCGCGUGCGCGCUGUGGGACGUGGAGUCGGGGCAGCUGCUGCAGGCCUUCCCCGGCCACGGCGCCGACGUGAGCGCGCUGGACCUGGCGCCCAGCGACGCGGGCGACACGUUCGCCUCCGCCGGCGCCGACCGCGCCGUACUGCUGUGGGACGCGCGCACGCCGCACGCCGUGCAGGCCUUCGACGCGCACGACUCGGACGUGAACUGCGUGCGCUUCCACCCGGGCGGGGACGCGCUGGCGUCGGGCGCGGACGACGCGGCGUGCCGGCUCUGGGACCUGCGCGCCGACCGCGAGGUGGCCGCCUACCGCAAGGAGGCGCUGCUGUUCGGCGUGGCGGCCGUGGAGUGGUCGGUGUCGGGACGGCUGCUGUUCGCCGGCUACCACGACCACACGGCGUGCGCGUGGGACGCGCUGCGCGUGAGCCGCGUGGCCGUGCUGUGCGGGCACGAGCACCGCGUGUCCGCCGUGCGCCGCUCGCCCGACGGCACCGCGCUCGCUACCGCCUCCUGGGACGCCACGCUCCGGAUCUGGGCUUGAACUGCGCCGGAGCCGCUCGCCGCCGACAUUCCGACACUAUUCCAGAAUAUUCAGAUAUCUCCAAUAUCUCUAUGUAUACUGUAACUGUACCCGCAACCAUUCCCCCCCCCCCCCCUCACCCCGCUAGCGACCGCUGCAGGGGCAGGCAGCACACAGUCAGUCACACUUGUUCAUUAUCACGUACGACCCUUCAGGGUGUGUGAUCUGCUUUUUGAUUACAACUUGUAUAACACUGUAUAUGUAGGUAUUUUAAGUUAAAUACCGUCUCAACUCUCUGAAUGAUUAUCUAAUAGUAACUGUGUAGUGGAGGCGCUGCGUCACAAAUUUCUCGAUCCUAAGUUAGUUAACAGAUCUUUAAUAAUUAAUUUUAAUAAAUUUGUUGAUGUGUAAGAGGAAGCGAGUGGUCGUCGCCUCACGCUAGCAACAAUACUAUAUAGUAUAACUAGCUAUGAGUGCAACAUGCUGCGGUCGCCGCGGGGCACCGGCAGAGGGCGACACUUACCAAAGAUUUUGUUAAUAUUAUUGUAAAACAGGCCGGUGGUCCGUGUGCGGCGACGACGAGGGCGUAAGGAUAUUGAUGAUACCGAUUGUAUUAAUUCUAUGUGUAGAGUAUAUGUAGCGAGUGUUGUACAUAAGCGAUGACGCGUGUUCGUAGGACACUGACCUCUAUGUGCAGUGCAGUAGAGGUCAUUGUCGUAGACGUUAUUUAUUUGUUAGCAGUGUCGGUCUGUCUGUCACAUGCAAUGUUAGAUAUAUUACCUACUUACUAGUGAAAUAAUAAAAUAAUUAACAUCAAUGUUGAAA
This is a messenger RNA of Plutella xylostella (diamondback moth), 1984 nucleotides long. RefSeq names its product guanine nucleotide-binding protein subunit beta-5 (gene Gbeta5). Gene Ontology annotation, molecular function: protein binding. Gene Ontology annotation, biological process: signal transduction. The record is from RefSeq and is a predicted model, not a curated record. NCBI's taxonomy places the organism in Eukaryota, Metazoa, Arthropoda, Insecta, Lepidoptera, Plutellidae.